AAUGGAGAAACUUAUGAAUGGAAUUUAGUGUCCUGUGACAACUGGAAUAUAAACCUAAAAGAUGUCAUCUGCACAUCAAGGGAUGGCGACAAGUUCUGGAGAAUGCCGGAGUGCUAUAUUCGAGGGUCAACUAUUAAGUACCUGCGACUUCCUGAUGAAGUGAUUGAUUUGGUUAAGGAAGAGGUGAUAGCAAGAGGACGUGGUAGAGGUGAAAGUAGAGGUCGUGGUGGUCCAGGAAGAGGGCGUGGAGGUCCUGGCAGAGGUGGUUUUGGAGGCCGUGGGCGUGGUGGGACCACCAGGGGGAGACGUGGAGGCCCAGGACGUGGAGGCAUGAAGAAAAAAGAAGGAUAUAAUAGGAUUAUUUCUUGA
Messenger RNA from Penaeus indicus, 369 nucleotides. Its product is annotated as U6 snRNA-associated Sm-like protein LSm4. Gene Ontology annotation, molecular function: U6 snRNA binding. The record is from RefSeq and is a predicted model, not a curated record. Gene Ontology annotation, cellular component: P-body; spliceosomal tri-snRNP complex; U6 snRNP. Gene Ontology annotation, biological process: P-body assembly; mRNA splicing, via spliceosome; spliceosomal snRNP assembly. NCBI's taxonomy places the organism in Eukaryota, Metazoa, Arthropoda, Malacostraca, Decapoda, Penaeidae.